AUGGCGUCCAAGUUUCUCCUCGCUCUCUCCCUCUCCCUCCUUGUUUCCGCUGCAUUCGGAAAUCGAUAUGUGCCUCUGGAAAGGAUGAGAGGGCAGCGCAUUCAGCUCACCCGUCCCCAGCAAUGCCGCAUCCAGCGGUUUAGUUCGUACCCCAUCCAGCGCAUCUCCGCCGUGCAGCCCCACAACCAGAUCCAGUCCGAGGGCGGCCUCACCGAGAUGUGGGACGAGAUGGACUCCCAGUUCCAAUGCGCCGGCGUCGCCACCAUGAGGAACACUCUCCGCCCCAACGCCCUCUCCCUGCCCAACUACCACCCUAACCCCCGCCUCAUUUACAUCGAGCAGGGUGAGGGAUACAUCGGCGUCAUCUUCCCCGGCUGCGCUGAGACAUACCAAUCCCACGGUGGCGAACAGUUAUCAUCGGAAAGCGAGCAGCAAGGCCAAAAGAGAGACUUGCACCAGAAGGUGCACCGCAUCCGCCGUGGAGACGUCAUCGCUCUCCCACCCGGUGCAGUCCACUGGUGCCACAACGACGGGAGCGAAGACUUGAUCGCCAUCUCUGUCAACGAUCUCAAUCACCAAAGCAACCAGCUCGACCAGAAAUUCAGAUCGUUCUACUUGGCCGGGUCAGCCCCACAAGGAAGCAAGGGAGAGGAGACAUUCCACAACAUAUUCCAAUCGUUCGACGCGGAGCUCAUGGCAGAGGCGUUCAACGUCUCCCCCGACCUUAUCAGGCGGAUGCAGUCAACAGAGGAGGAGAGAGGGCUGAGCGUGAUGGCCCGGGAGAGCAUGCGGUACAUCCGCCCCGACGAAGACACAUCCUUCCGCCGCAGAGAAUCCCCCCACAACGACAACGGAUUCGAGGAGACCUUCUGCACGAUGAAGAUCCGCACCAACAUCGAAAACCAAAGAGACGCCGACAUCUACUCAAGGGAAGCUGGUAAACUCAAAGUCGUAGACAUGCACAAGCUCCCAAUCCUCAGCUACAUCGACAUGAGCGCCGAGAAAGGCACUCUCUUCCCGAACUCAAUGCUGAGCCCCCACUGGGCCAAGGACGGGCACACGAUCGUGUACGUGACAAAGGGGGAGGCCAAGGUUGAGAUCGUGGACCACAGCGGACAAUCAAUGAUGAACGACAGGGUGAGCCAGGGAGACAUGUUCGUGGUGCCACAGUUCUACACGACGACAGCGCAGGCCGGGAACAUGGGAUUCGAGUGGGUAGCGUUCAAGACCAGCGGGUACCCCAUGCGCAACGACUUGGCCGGAUACACCUCCGCGCUGAGGGGAAUGCCGCUGCAGGUGCUCACCAACGCUUACCAGAUGUCGCCCGCUGAGGCUCAGUCCAUCAAGACCAACCGCGGCAGCCAGACUUUCUUGCUCUCUCCUGCUCACCGCUCCGGCAAGCAUUUCUAG
Molecule: messenger RNA, 1410 nt
Organism: Salvia splendens (bonfire salvia)
Lineage: Eukaryota; Viridiplantae; Streptophyta; Magnoliopsida; Lamiales; Lamiaceae
Product: 11S globulin seed storage protein 2
Exons: 5
Coding region: 1-1410 (469 amino acids)
Molecular function (GO): nutrient reservoir activity
Source: RefSeq, a predicted model, not a curated record